AACAGUGAGCAAGAACUUUGUUUGUGCUACAGUAUCAAUCACUCCUAUUGAUACCCCGAUCCAACUCGAGCUUAACUGAGAUAACACUCGUACAUGUGUGGUUUUGUCUCCAGGCUGUCAGGCUGUCUGGUCACAGAGGAAGGCUGUGCUGCUCUGCUCUCAGCUCUGAAAUCCAACCCCUCCCAUCUCAAAGAGCUGGACCUGAGCUACAAUCAUCCAGGAGCCUUGGAAAAGAAGCCGUUGUUGGCUGGACUGAAGGACAUCGUCAGGCUGGAACAUGGUGGAGAGCAGAGGCUGAAACGUGGUCUGAGGAGGUGGUACUGUGAAAUCACACUGCACCCAGACACAGCACAUGGACUCCUCACACUGUCCAACAACAACAGGAGGGUGGCAUCCAACAGAAGCAAGCGGAAGCGGGCACAUCCUGAUCAUCCAGAUAGGUUUGACUACUGGCACCAGGUGCUGUGUAGAGACGCUCUGACUGGUCGCUGCUACUGGGAGGUAGAGUGGGAAGGAAAGGUUCAUAUUUCAGUGGCGUACAGGGGGAUCAGAAGGAAGGGGCGCAGUUUAGACAGCAGGCUCGGAUGUACUGAUCAGUCCUGGAGUCUGUCCUGCUCUGAUGACGGUUACUCUGUGAGUCACAAUAACAAAACAACAGCCCUCCAUCCUUCCCCUGCCUCUCACAGAGUAGCAGUGUAUGUGGACUGUCUUGAUGGCCGUCUGUCCUUCUACUGCGUCUCCCCUGACAAACGGAUCCACCUCUACACCUUCAACACCACAUUCACUGAGCCUCUCUACCCUGGGUUCUGGGGUGGAUCUGGUUUUUCACUGUCUCUGUGCUCCCUGUAGGAGGGAGUUUUAAAGAGCCCAUGGCUGCUCAUUUAGCUCAUUUUCAGCCAUUUAAUGUUUAAUCUUGGGUACCUCUAGAUUAG
Messenger RNA from Monopterus albus (swamp eel), 932 nucleotides. Its product is annotated as stonustoxin subunit beta-like. Gene Ontology annotation, molecular function: protein binding. The record is from RefSeq and is a predicted model, not a curated record. The coding region runs from base 94 to 849 and encodes 251 amino acids. NCBI's taxonomy places the organism in Eukaryota, Metazoa, Chordata, Actinopteri, Synbranchiformes, Synbranchidae. The transcript is spliced from 3 exons.